This is a messenger RNA of Bemisia tabaci, 3463 nucleotides long. RefSeq names its product nose resistant to fluoxetine protein 6. The record is from RefSeq and is a predicted model, not a curated record. Gene Ontology annotation, molecular function: acyltransferase activity, transferring groups other than amino-acyl groups. NCBI's taxonomy places the organism in Eukaryota, Metazoa, Arthropoda, Insecta, Hemiptera, Aleyrodidae.
CCAAAAUUCGGGUCUAAAUAUAAAGAAUCCACCCGGAAUGCCCGGUGGGGACCGCGAAAACGUAUUUGUAUGAACACAUUUUUUGAGUCAAUUGAUUCCAUCAGGUCUCCGUGAGCCGUGAGCAUGCCGUAUUAGUUCGCGCUUUUUGGUCUGCCAAAAUGAAUAAUACCGGGAUAAAACGCGAUAUCUUAGAUUAAGCUCUAACUUGACUCCAUUUCUCUUCGGGUCAGGUCAUCGUUAGUCAGCAAAAUUUUUCGAGUAAUGAAAUUUUACGCACGGGAAUCCUCGAUUUCAGUGCCAACUGCUCAGCCAUCGAAUCUCAAAUUUUGCCAUUGUGCAAUAUGGAAUGAUUGUGCGUGAAUAAAACUGAGAUCCGCAAUUUUUAUGGUGGUUUUUUAUGGUUAUUGGUUAUGUUUCGGUGCAAGAUUGUUUCAGAGCGAGAAUCGGGACGUAUUUCCUCAAUGAGCCGCGUAACUUCAGAUUGCAAAUCGGUGAAAGUUAAUUAAUGGAACCUUGCUCUAAAUCCGGGAUUUUUGUGAAUCGUGUGAAUUUACUAUCGGAUGAGUGAAAAUAAACCUGGCUGAUAAAAUGUGUCGCAUUGCGAAUGUGUUUUUAUUUGUGAACCUAUUCAUUUUAGAACAGAAACUGCUAGGAGUAUUAGGAGAUCCCCUAACGGAUUAUUUCAAAGCUCAAAUGGAAUCAUCAACUAAUCAAGGCACCAAAAGUUCAUCACUGCUAGAGGGGCAUCUACCACAUGUCUUGAGAGAUGUGAACAUAUCUACCAGGUGUCAAAGAGAAGUUGAACUUUUUUUGGAAGGAUUCUCUAAACGAGAUCAAUGGGCUCUAGAAAUGUUUGAUGCCACGGCAAAGCUGUCGUCGGGAUUAUUUUCUGGGAACGCACAGCAGCUGGGAGAGUACGAUCAGUGUAUUGACUUGAAGAGUCCCACAAUGCGGACGUCGAAUCCCUUGGAUGAUCCUGUUGAAACAGCCGGUAAAUACUGUUUAAUUCUGGCCGAUGUGGCAGCAAAUCAAGAUGCAAAACCAGGCGUUGCAGAGCUGAUUCAUCGAAUGCGGGGCGAGAAUUUACUCAUCAGCAACGUUAAUACUACAGGCCACUUCGUUCCACGAUUCAGCACUGUCCAUAUUGGUGUCUGCAUUCCAAGCGGCUGUUCGGCCUCUGAACUCGAGUCUGCCUUGAGCGGCCUGAAACGGAACCUACUCCCAAACGAAGUGAACCUUAACAUUUCUGUCAAGGAUGAGAUGUGUUACAUUAAGACGGAAAACCAGGACCUCUCUCUAUCGACGAAAUGUGUCCUGGGUAUUUACUGCAUUGUUGUUAUCAUAAGUAUUGUGGGUACGGUAAUGGAUUCAAAAUGUUUCAACAAAUUGUUUUAUGAUGGUACUGAUACAAGAACGAUGACGAGUAUAAAGGCGUUUUCAUUGCAAAGGAACUUCAAAAGUUUACUGCAGAGCAAAAAUGAGGAUUUACCAUGCAUCAACGGGAUUCGAGCCUUGUGCACCAUCAUGCUUUAUUUGGCUCACAAGAUGAUCAUCCUCUGCAUGACACCUUACAAUAACAGGCACGCACUAAUUCAGGACUCUCAUUUAACGAUUACCGCUGCUUUUCGGAGUUCCAUGAUCUAUACUGAUACGUUCCUUCUUCUAAGUGGAGUGCUCUCGUCCUACAAUUUCUGCAAAGAAAUCCGGAAAAAAGGCCACAUAGCCUGGUUCCAUCGGUUUUUCGUAAGAUAUUUUAGAUUGACUCCUGCACUGUUGGCCAUACUGCUCUACUAUGCAUUCGUAAUGGAACACAUGGGCUCUGGCCCUCAGUGGCCGACGGUCAUUAAACCUAAUGCGGAUCUGUGCAAGAAAAACAUGAUUUGGAAUUUGCUCUACGUAAACAAUUUCUUUCCCUUUCAAGAUAAUUGCGUCACUCAAAGUCAUCAGCUGGCUGUGGAUAUGCAACUCUUCUUGAUCACUCCCGGGUUAGUGUACUUGCUUCAUUACAACCACUGCAUUGGAUUCCUGGUCAUUUUUGCUUUGAACCUUGGCUCAACUUUCCUUCGCUACUUCAUCGUGCUGAACAACAAACUAUCGCUCAUAAUUCAUUACGGAGUAACAGCAGAAGAUCUCUACAAGGCGGCUGAUCUGUGCUAUAGUCAAACGCUACAUCGCGCCACGCCGUACUUGUUCGGAGUAUACACCGGUUUUGUGCUGCAUAGGUAUAAAUCUCGGAUUGGGAAACGGAUGUCACCGUUCCUGAUCGGAGUACUCUGGGCUGGAAUAAUUGGAGGUGGUGCAUGGCCUAUUUGGCAGGUGGCACAUUUGUCACAUCCAAAAACACCGUACGUCGCUCACGCGUCUGCCGUGUAUGCCGCUCUCUCUCCCUUCAUCUGGGCUCUGGCCAUGUCUUUGCUCAUAGUUUCCUGUUCCUUUGGAUAUGCAGGUCCACUGCAGAGGAUACUCAGCCACAACGGUCUUGCUUUUCUUAGCAGGAUUUCUUACCCCGUCUUCCUGUCACAGUUCGCCAUUUUCUUCCAUCGACUAGCCUCCAUACGAUCGUCACGAUACUACACGAGAACGGAACUGGUUGUUCCCGAGGAAAUUUUCAUAAUUAUAGUAAUCUCUAUGACAAUUACUUUGCUUUUUGAUCUGCCUUUUCAAAACAUCAGAGCUACAAUUAUCAAAGCACAAAGUGAAGAAAGAAAUGAUUGUUUGAAUGAAGAUUCCAAAGUCACCGAUAAAAGAUCGAAGAAAAAAGACUGAAGAAAUGUAAAAAAACUUGGCUAGUGCUUGAUCUCAUUUUAGUUUUGAAAUUGUUUGCUUUAAUUAACUGUAGGUAGUAGCGAUUUAAAACAGAAGAAUUAGAUAAAACUACUAUUGAAGAGGAUAAAUUCAGAGGUAUUAAAAUUAGUCUAGAGAAAGUGAGGAGGAGGAUUUUAAUUCUAGAGAUCCUUGAACGCACGGUUAUUUGCAACUGGUUCAACUAGUUCUUUCAAAUUUACAAAUUUGAUACCAAAGGUAAUUUCUCUUCUAUUCAGUUUAUCUUUUUUAGUUGAUUACUAAAUUAAUUGUUUUAGUUUAUCUUUUUUAGUUUAUCCUUUUCUAGUUCAUCUUUUGUUAUAGUUCAUCCAUCUUUAGUUCAUCUUUUUUAAUUUACCUUUUUAAGUUUAUCUUUUCUUUACCUAUUAAUGUAUUUACUCUUAAUCUAGUGAUUGUGAGAAGUGAGUUUUUUCUUUCAAAAAGGGUUCAAGACUGGAUAUUAUCUAACCCCUUAAGAGCUCUUGGAUUAUGAUACUCGUGAGAUCAAAAUAGAUAUAGUUCAUGCGGUUAAUUGUUUGCUCUUAUUGAGGAUUACAUAAGGAUGUAAGAAUGUUUUCUUAAGAAAUCAGUAACCUGAAUUUAGAAUGACAAUUAAAUUCAAUCAGUAUUUUUAUAUCAAUAAAAAAGAGUCCUUUUGCUC